Nerophis ophidion (straightnose pipefish) is the source of this 2638-nucleotide messenger RNA. It is a transcript of the gene nxnl1, whose product is annotated as nucleoredoxin like 1. The record is from RefSeq and is a predicted model, not a curated record. Gene Ontology annotation, biological process: photoreceptor cell maintenance. The transcript has 5 exons. Gene Ontology annotation, cellular component: mitochondrion. NCBI's taxonomy places the organism in Eukaryota, Metazoa, Chordata, Actinopteri, Syngnathiformes, Syngnathidae. The coding region runs from base 615 to 1226 and encodes 203 amino acids.
UGAAAGGAACAAGGAUAGAACGUUAACAUAUGAAUGUCAGCAGGAUGGCAGGAAAAAAAACAUUAAUAUCAAAUUCUUCAUCCAUUUUGUGUUGUGUUCUCAGUGCAUGCAUGGACGACAACUGGCCUGCUCAGGUUGUCCCGCAGAAGUAAGAAGCUUGCCUCUCCCGAGCUGGAGUUUUGGGCUCCUGACACGCCCAUUCUUAUCUCUAAUCUCCACCUGUAAAUCCCGGCGGGGCAGGAAGUGGACGCACAAAGCCAAGGGAAGAAGCGGCGAGGGUGUCGCCAGAAGGGCAACAAAUCAAGAAUGAAAACAAUGGCCGGCGAGAGAAAGUUGGGAUAUAUUUGAGACGAGGAGUUUCAAGAGAACUCCAGGCCAUGUUUAAGGUGAAAGAGGUCCCUACUCUGGUGGUCCUUCGCCCCGACGGCUCGGUCCUGUCCCCGAAUGCCGUGCAGGACAUUUGCCGCUCGGGCUGCCGGUGUUUCCGCGACUGGCAGGAGUCGUCGGAGCUGAUCGAGAGAAGCUUCAUGCUGAACGAGGAGUUCGACAACCUGAAUAUGCGCACCGCCAGCGACCCGCUCCAAUAGGCUACACCUUCUCCAGGACAGUUCAAGAUGGCAGACCUGUUCGUUGACCGGGUCCUGGUGAAGAACAACAGGGACCAGGACGAGCUGGACACAGAACGUGAGAUCGUCAGGCACCUGCAGAACCGCAUCUUGAUGCUUUUCUUUGCCUCUGGUGCAUGUGAGAGAUGUCGGAGGUUCGUACCCGAGCUCGGCGACUUCUUCAAACGCUUGACCGACGAGUUCUACGUGGAUCGAUCUGCUCAGCUGGUCCUCCUGUACAUUAGCUCGGACCCGUCGGAGGAGCAACAAGAGCAUGUCCUCAAAGAGCUGCCUAAGAAGUGUCUGUUCCUGGCCUACGAAGACCCCUACAAGGGAGAGCUGGAGGACAUGUUUAAUGUGAAGGAGCUUCCCACAGUGGUGGUCCUGCGCCCCGACUGUUCAAUCCUCAUUCCGAAUGCAGUGGACGAGAUACUCCGGCUCGGCCCUGACUGCUACCGCAACUGGCAGGAAGCAGCAGAGCUCCUAGACAGGAACUUCAUGAGCACAGAGGAUUUUCAGGACAAGUCCACGCAUAGCUUCACAGACCCGAUCAGGAGACUCAAGUACAAGGUGAAGGACGACAAGAAGAGGAAGAAAGAGCAGAAAAGAGGCUGGGAUUGAGGAGGAAACGAUGCGAGAAGGAAGAGGAGGGUUGCCGUGGUGAUGGGAAGACUAAGAAGAUUGUAUUGACUUUGAGGAUUUGUGAGACAUUGCUUUUUCUGUAUAUGUGUACAAAUCCAGCCCAGGGACUGACACCAUACCGGUCCUGGAGUUCAGUUCAAAGCUCGGGAGACAAACAUGUUUGCAGCAAAUGCCUAAAAACCCGAGAGUGCUCCUGUUGUACUGAGGAACUUGGACCCCUGAACACAUUGGCAGAUCCCCUGGCAAACAUAAAACACUGGGGUCCACACUCGAGAUUUAAAUAACUUAGACGUUCCUCAAGGCACCCUUUAUGUCCUCUCCGUUUGGCAGUUACAAGAUUUUUUCGUGAUGUGAUUUAUAUCAGUGGUCCCCCACCUUUUUUGCACCACUGACCGGUUUAAUGUAGGCAUUAUUUUCAGGGAGCGGCUUUCCACUUCCAGGUAAAUAUCUGAGUUACUGUGUAGAAAUAUGGGGAAAUAAUUACAAAAGAACACUAACAGUGUUACAAAAAAGAUCAGUUAGAAUAAUACAUAAUGUUGGGUAUAGAGAACAUACAAACCCUUUAUUUAUUGAAUCAAAGAUACUGAAAUUCCACAACAGAGUGGAAUUGCAAACAGCUAAGAUUAUACACAAAGCAAACUAUAACCUGCUUCCCAAGAAUAUACAACAAUUCUUCUCAACAAAAGAAGCGAAAUAUAAUCUUAGAGAAAAAUGUAAUUUAAAACAUUUGUAUGCACGUACAACACUUAAGACCUUCAGUAUAUCAGUAUGUGGAAUUAAAUUAUGGAAUGGAUUAAGCAAAGCAAUCAAACAAUGUACUAAUAUGAUCCACUUCAAGAAACUCUUCAAACUGGAAGUGUUUACAAAGUACAAAAAUGAAGAACCAUGAUAAACAUUCUGAUUUUACUCACCCAUUCAUUCUCAAAAUAAUCUGAUUUAUCUCAUCGUAUGGAAUAAAACUUACUUAAGCAAUUAUUUAUUUAUUUAUUUGUAUGGUGAUUACUUAUUACUUAUGGAGUAUACAUUGUGAAUACAUUGAGAACAGGAAGUGAACAAAAGUUUUAGCAACUGUUAUGUAAAGAAAAGGGGUAGGACUAAAUAAGCUCUGCUUCUUCCUCCUCCUUUUCGAACAUGUUGAAAAGAGAAACUGGAAAUUGUGAUGUAUCAUGUUGUAUGCUUGCAUGUUCGAAAUAAACUCAAACUCAAACUCAAAUACAGCAAAAAUAAGUGCAUGAAAAAUCCAACUCACUAUGAUGUUUGUUAUUGUUUUUCAGGGUUCCCCAACCUUUUUUCCACCAGGGAUCGGUUUAAUGAAUGCAAUGUUUUCAGUGGCCAGCCAUGGCAGAUAAAAAAUGAGCCUUUGGCUUCAAUACAGCACUUUAACAUUUUAU